This is a messenger RNA of Kalmanozyma brasiliensis GHG001, 2430 nucleotides long. Its product is annotated as XPG N-terminal. Gene Ontology annotation, biological process: DNA double-strand break processing; DNA recombination; mismatch repair. Gene Ontology annotation, cellular component: nucleus. The record is from RefSeq and is a predicted model, not a curated record. Lineage: Eukaryota; Fungi; Basidiomycota; Ustilaginomycetes; Ustilaginales. The transcript has a single exon. Gene Ontology annotation, molecular function: 5'-3' DNA exonuclease activity; DNA binding; metal ion binding. The coding region runs from base 1 to 2430 and encodes 809 amino acids.
AUGGGUAUCCAGGGUCUGCUGCCCUUGCUCAAGGACAUCCAGAAACCCGUCCACGUCUCGAGCUAUGCCGGCAAGACCCUCGGCGUCGACGCUUACGUCUGGCUUCAUCGCGGCGCGUACGGCUGUGCGCGCGAGAUCGUCCUUGGCGAUCCGACCCCUCGAUACAUCGCUCACGCGCUGAGCCGCAUCCGCAUGCUCCAGCACUUUGGCGUCAAGCCUUACCUCGUUUUCGAUGGUGACAAGCUUCCUGCCAAGAGGGGCACCGAAGACGAUCGCGAACAGCGUCGUAGCGACAACCUGCAAAAGGCCAAAGAGCUCGAACAGGAGGGCAAGAUGCAGCAGGCCAGAGACGUCUAUGGCAAAUGCGUCGAUAUCACCCCCGAGAUGGCCUACCAGCUCAUCAAGGUGUUGAAGGACGAGAGCGUUCCAUAUGUCGUCGCGCCGUACGAGGCAGAUGCACAGCUGGCCUACUUGGAAGCGGAAGGCAUCAUCGACGGCGUUGUCACUGAGGACUCGGAUCUGCUCGUCUUUGGCUGCAAGACGGUGCUCUUCAAGCUCGACCAGGCAGGUAACGCGGUCGAGAUGCUUCAAGAGCGCUUCUGGACCAACAGAGCCAUCGCGCUGUCCGGUUGGACGACCGUCGAGUUUCGGCAGAUGGCGAUCCUGUCCGGUUGUGAUUAUCUGCCUAGCAUCGUCGGCAUGGGGCUCAAGAACGCGCACCGGCUGCUUAGGCGGUACAAGACGGUCGACAAGGUCUUGCAGGCUGUACGACUCGAAGGCAAAAUGCGAAUACCGCCUACCUACUCGCGGGAGUUCCGCAAGGCCGAGUUGACCUUUGUCCAUCAGAGGGUGUUUGAUCCACGCUCCAAGAAGCUGGUCACCCUCACGCCGUUGCCAGACGGCACCCAUGACGAUAUGCUGCCCUUCAUUGGCGCGGCCAUGGACGAUCACGUCGCGAGGGGCGUGGCCGAAGGAAUAGUUGAUCCGAUCUCGAGGACGCCGAUCGUGGAUCGUCUGCCCAAGCCUCUCACCACACGCAGCAGCUCGGCAGACAACAUCGCCUCGACCUCGGCUUCCGUCGGUCUCCCCUCGUUGCAUCGAAGCACAACGGCACCGACGACACUGGCUGGAUCACAAGGCGGCACUGGCAGCAGGUUCUACAGAUCGUCCGUCGGCGCUGGCCCAUCGAAGAAGGUCGUCAGCAAAGAAGCAGGACUGCAGAGCUUGAAGAGCUUCUUCCGUGCUCCAGCCAGCAGCAGCCAGACUGCAGUCAAGGAGGUCAAAGCAGCAGCGAGUGCAACCAAGGGGGAGCGGACGCCGCUUGCACCACGCGACACAAAUCGGCCAAUCAACUCGAGGCCUCUGGCGAAGGAGGCAGAGGUCGAAGCAAAGCCGACGCAGAGCAAGUUCUUCGCCCGUUCCACAGCGAUACUGACGCCAAAGUCGCCUGUUCGGUCACAAGACGCGAGGACGGACCAUGCAUAUCUGCAUCUUGGCGGCCAGCUGACGCCGCCGAAGCCGCGACAAGAUCCGAACGAUUCUGGGUACUGGGAUGACGAGUGUGCUGACAUGCAUGACUUUGUCAAGUCGAGCAGUCCGCCUCGUCCACCGUCCGUGGUGCAGGAGUCGCAGCCGCUCGUGAUGGACACACAGGAGUUCUGGCAGACGCAAGUGGUCGAGAGCAAAGUGGAGAGCGUCGUUGCUACACAGGUGGUGCAAAGCACGGCGUCUUCUUCGAGUGCGGCGGUGGUAGUGCCACAGACGCCGUCGAGAAGCAGGGAACGGAUGCACUCGGCGUCGACAGAGGGCGACGCGGUGCUGUCUUCGCCCGAGAGCGCAAUCGGCAGCGGCUUCAUCUCGUCGCCAGCCUCAUCGUCGGUACGAGGUGGCAUGGACGGGUUGAGUUCUACGCAGAAGCGGACGGUCGACGGAUGCGACUCGGACACACUACCCAGCUCGCCGCUGCUGGGUUGUCGUCCGACUCAUCUGGAUCAAGAGGACGACGAGGUGCAAGCAGAGCCCAUGACACCACUAGCCGCGCGGAAUGGUAAUGUGCGCAAGCCAAUGCUGCAUACCAGCGCCAGCAUGUCCAAGCUCGAGGCGUUUAGGUACAUGCAGACGCCUCAGCAGGGACAGCAGCAGCAGGAGGAAAAGGGUCGAACAACUCAUCCGAGACGAUCGACGGAUGCCAGCGCUGCGGUCUCCCCAUCGGUGCUGAAGCUGGCAGCUUGUGCGAGUACGCCUCUGACGGCGACCCGGCCGACUAAGGUGCUCAAGCGGAGUCCGACGCUACUGUUGAGCGGCGGUGAGGAGGUGGAGACGGCGAAAGCUUCGAGAGGUGUCGGUGGAGGUGGUGGUCUCUUUGACAGGUUCCGGUUCUCAGAGUCGACCUCGACGUCGGCUUUGUCGAGGCAGCAGCUUCCUUUUUGA